Molecule: messenger RNA, 1008 nt
Organism: Papaver somniferum (opium poppy)
Lineage: Eukaryota; Viridiplantae; Streptophyta; Magnoliopsida; Ranunculales; Papaveraceae
Product: UPF0481 protein At3g47200-like
Exons: 3
Coding region: 1-1008 (335 amino acids)
Source: RefSeq, a predicted model, not a curated record
AUGGAAAGAAAAAUUCGUGAGUGUUAUUCAGAACCGGUGGACCUCAACAGUACAGAAUUUGUAGAAAUGAUGGUAAUUGAUGGGUUGUUCGUUAUUGGGAUGUUAAUGAGAUCCAUUUCUGGGAGUUACGUUGCAGAUGAUCCUUUAGAUGGUAAUGAAUGGCUCUUGGCAACGGUCGAACAGGAUAUGUUACUUCUUGAAAACCAAAUUCCAUUGUUUGUCCUUCAAUGCUUGUCUAACAUAAUUUUCGGUGCAGAAGAGUCAAGGCUUAUGCCCCUUAAGAAGGUUAUUCUUAUUUCCUUCACCAAAAUUUUGCGGCAUAGCUUGCCAACAGAUGGAAUGACGCUUCUUGAAGCGCAUCCGUGUCAAUGUGAACACGCGGAGCAUUUAAUCGAUUUCCUUAUUAAACUAAUCCAACCUCCUGCUCAUACAAACUUGGCCGUAUAUAAGUCACCAUGCUCUUCAUCCUCACCAUCCUCAUGGAGAAUAGUAAAGAAUCUUACGGAGCUAAAACGUAGUUUUAUUGCUUACGAGGAAAGGGGAAAUCUUUCAGAUACAUCAUCGGAUUUUAUACCAAGUGCGACAGAGCUAAGGCGUGCAGGAGUCAGAAAUCUCAUCGCUUGUGAGCAAAUAUACAGCGGUAGAUACUUUAUGAGUUCAUACGCUAGCUUUAUGGAUUUUCUCAUAAUCUCUGCGGAUGAUGUCCAUGUUCUUCGUAGAAAAGGAAUAAUAACUAAUAUGUUAGGUUGCGAUGAAGACGUUUCUGACAUCUUUAACAAGUUAUGCAUUGGGAUGUCUGCCGGUGGUGAUUACUAUUCUACACAUAUCAGGGACAUAAACAAGUAUUAUAAGAAGCGCCGACAUUAUUGGAAAGCAACUUUGAAGCGUGAGUAUUUCAAUACUCCGUGGGCAAUUGUCUCGGUCCUCGCAGCCACUCUACUUCUUACACUUACGAUCAUAUCCACUGUAUUUGGGAUCCUUUCUUUCCUUAUCCCUAAGUCGUUAUGA